CCAACGGAUUUAAAUGGAAAUUUCAGAAAUUGAAAAGGGAUAAGAGGAAGGAGAAAAUGCUGGGCUGGUGUGAAGCGAUAGCCCGUAACCCUCACAGAAUCCCAAACAACACGCGAACACCCGAGAUCUCAGGGGAUUUGGCUGAUGCUUCACAAACCUCCACCUUGAAUGAGAAAUCCCCAGGGCGAUCUGCAAGUCGAUCAAGUAAUAUUUCAAAAGCAAGCAGUCCAACAACAGGGACAGCUCCCAGGAGCCAGUCAAGGUUGUCUGUCUGUCCAUCCACUCAGGACAUCUGCAGGAUCUGCCACUGUGAGGGGGACGAAGAGAGCCCCCUCAUCACACCCUGUCGCUGCACCGGCACCCUGCGCUUUGUCCACCAGUCCUGCCUCCACCAGUGGAUCAAGAGCUCAGACACGCGCUGCUGUGAGCUGUGCAAGUAUGACUUCAUCAUGGAGACUAAGCUCAAACCCCUCCGGAAGUGGGAGAAACUACAGAUGACCACGAGCGAAAGGAGGAAAAUCUUCUGCUCCGUCACGUUCCACGUAAUUGCGAUCACCUGUGUGGUCUGGUCUUUGUACGUGUUGAUAGAUCGGACAGCGGAAGAAAUCAAGCAAGGCAACGAUAAUGGUGUUCUUGAGUGGCCAUUUUGGACAAAACUGGUUGUGGUGGCCAUUGGCUUCACGGGAGGUCUUGUCUUCAUGUACGUACAGUGUAAAGUCUACGUUCAGUUAUGGCGCAGGCUGAAGGCCUACAACCGUGUGAUCUUUGUGCAAAAUUGCCCAGACACUGCCAAAAAGCAGGAGAAGAAUUUCUCGUGUAACGUACACACGGACAUCAAGGAUGCCGUGGUGGUGCCUGUGUCACAAACAGGCACAAAUUCACUGCCAUCUGCAGAGGGCGGCCCCCCUGAAGUCAUCCCGGUGUGACGGAGCCAGCUGGGAGUUUCUUCACUGAAGAGUAUCUUUCUAACCCUUAGCCACUACACACGAUGGAAGUGAUCCUGAAUUACUGACUCCCUUUAUCUUCUCCUUUCUCCUACUGACUCAUUCUUCCUUACAUUGCUCAAAAAGGAACGGACCAAAAGGCACCAAUGUCCAGGAUCCCACGAAGCAGUCCAAAGUGUGAUACAGAAAUGUGAAAAGGUUGCUAAUGGGCGAUUUCUAAGACAAUUAAGAACCAAUCGAGUGAGGGAUGCUUUCCGGCAACGACGAAAGACUAAAGGGACACAUGCAUCUCCAUGGUAGCAGGAGAAAGUUUAAGAACACAGACUUGAAUUGCGAUGUGUAUUUCUUCUAAGGCCUUGUAAUGUUAACCCUCUCUUCUGGAAAUAAGAAACGUACUUGGUUUUAAGCUUGAAAUUGUCUGCAUUAUCCUUAAGUCAUAUCAGAAGCAAACUUGGAGGAUGCAUAUUUUGAUAUUUAUACUUUGAUGGCUAACAGAUUUUUAUGGUUAUAGUGGGUCCAGUUGUUUUAACAGAUGCAUGUUUUUAAAAUAGAUGAAUACACACUUGAAGAGAUCAAUACUUAGAAUUAUGUUUAAAUCAUGAACAAAAGAUUUUCAGAGUGUUCUGGGUAUGAUUAGCACUGUUAAAUACCUACAGAAGGUGAAAUCAGCUAUCAGGUCCUAUAUUUUAUCCGGUCCCUCUAAAACAGUGUUGUCCAUCAGAUCUAUAACAUGAGCCACAAAUGCAGGCCAUAUCAUAUGUGUAGAUUUUAAGCUUUCUAGUAGCCCCAUUAGAAAAAGUAAAACGAAGUGAAACUUUUGUAUUUAACACUAUAUACCAAAUUAUCAUUUCAACAUGUCAUCAGUAUUAAAAAUUGAGAUAUUUUACUUACAUCUUUUUCUUAUGAACCAAGUUUUCAAAGUCCAGUAUGUAUUGUACCUUUACAACAGAUCUUCAUUUGAAUUAACCAUACUGGAUAGCACAGACCUAAAAUUGGAGGCAGAGCCUUCACUUCAUUGAACAAUUGAAUAUUUCAAAACAGCAGCUCAAUUCAUACUUUUAUUCAGAGUCUCACAAAUGUUAUAGUUUUAUUAAGCACUUACAUUCAUCAAGUUAAAUAUCCUGAGUGAGGUAAAUUUCUCUAAAGGGUUAAAAAAAAAAAGGAAAAAAGGUAGGGAAGGAGGAAAUAAUCUAACUGUGGCAAAAUUCUGAAAUUACCCUGUUUGCUACUAUGAAGCACAUAUGAUAGGGAAGCAAAAAUUAAAUAUUUUUGUUAGGUCAAAUGUGUAAGGUUUUGGUUUUUUUUUUUUAAUCUACAUGUGGUAUCAACUUGACAGAUGAGUAGUUAUGACUAAGCAUUUAGACUCUGUUUGAAAAACCUGACAGCAUUCCCCUGCUCAGCUGGGAAGUGAAGAUAUUGAACAGAUUUUGUGAUAAGUAAUAAACUGAGUUGUUGAGGUCUGACGUACAGCUGAUUACUGUGCUCCUUGCAUAUUCAUGUGAAACUGAAGCAUGGAUGAUAGAUUCUGCAAUGAGCUAGAUUAAUGAUGAUAGCUUUAGUGACCUGUCAGAGAAAGAGGUUAUCCAUUUUAAAAGGUGAUUUAUUUUUGUUAGCUGUCAUAUUUAUUGUUGUGAAAAGGCAACCGUGAUAGCCAUAAGAACUGAAGCAUGGGUAUUGCAUUGCACAAACAUGGGUAUCAUAUCGAUGCACUUUGUAAUUAUCAGUGUGCUUGUUCUUCAUGGAUCAUAGGGAAAAAAUAAGGAAAUAACCCUUCAAUGAGGAGAAAGAUGGUAUGAAUAUUAGUGGUGGCUGACACUGAGUCCAAAUAGUCCCAAUCCCUAGAAAAAAAGAAAAGGUAAACAAUGUCAAGUGUGUGGUGUGUGUGUGUGUGUGUGUGUGAGAUUUCAUGUAUAUACAUGACAAAAGUGUUAAGGUUUUUGGUCAGUCAGGAAAAAAAAGGUUUAAAACUCAUCUUUCUUAAAACUUACUGUGGUAGGUAUGGAAUAAAGGCACAGGGAACACAAAGCUGAAGUAACUAAAGUGUACCAAAAUUUCUGCACAAAUAAGGGCAAAAGUGUUGUAAUAAAAAAUUAAUGAACUUUAAACAAA
Molecule: messenger RNA, 3053 nt
Organism: Suricata suricatta (meerkat)
Lineage: Eukaryota; Metazoa; Chordata; Mammalia; Carnivora; Herpestidae
Product: E3 ubiquitin-protein ligase MARCH1
Exons: 7
Coding region: 57-926 (289 amino acids)
Biological process (GO): antigen processing and presentation of peptide antigen via MHC class II; immune response; protein polyubiquitination
Cellular component (GO): early endosome membrane; lysosome; cytoplasm
Molecular function (GO): ubiquitin protein ligase activity; zinc ion binding; MHC protein binding
Source: RefSeq, a predicted model, not a curated record